CCUUCUUUGUAACAGGCCUUUCCUUCUAAAUACAUUGCAUUCAUUGCCAACCCUUGCAUUGACAUGGCUCUCGAACUUCCCUCUCCUCAUUCUUCCACCCUUGCAACACCAGAAGAUAGAAAACCGGAGGUUGUCCGCCGGUCUGCCGGGUUUCACCCUAGUGUAUGGGGUGAUUACUUCCUCAAGUACUCAGAAGAUACUAAGAAGGUGGACGCAUGGGCUAAUAGGGUUGAAGAGCUAAAGGAAGAAGUGAAGAGGAUGAUGAGUGAAGCAAAGGGGUCAGUGCAAGAACUGCAACUGAUCGACACUCUCCAACGACUCGGUGUGGCGUAUCACUUUGAAAAGGAGAUAGACGAGGCAUUACACUGGAUAUAUGGUGAAUAUGCUACUGUUGAUUUUGAUGAUCUGCAUGCCGUUGCUCUACGAUUUCGAUUGCUAAGACAAGAAGGGUAUAAUGUGUCAUCUGAUGGAUUUACAAAGUUCAAAGAUGAUCAUGGACACUUCAAAGACAGUUUAAUUAGCGACGUGAGGGGCAUGUUAAGCUUAUACGAAGCUGCUUAUCUUAGCACACAUGGAGAAGGCAUCCUAGAUGAAGCCAUUGUUUUCACUACUGGACACCUUAAGUCCCUCAUGGCCCACCUUAAUCAUCCUCUUGCCACACAAGUGGGCCAUGCCCUAGAACUACCUCUUCGCAAGCGCAUACUGAGGUUGGAAGCAAGGUACUACAUUUCGGUUUAUGGUGAUGAUGUGGCACGGAGCGAUGUGUUGCUCGAACUCGCCAAGUUGGAUUUCAAUGUGGUGCAGUCGUUGCACCGGAGAGAGAUUAAGGAUAUCUCCGAGUGGUGGAAGGACAUUGACAUUGCCGGAAAGCUACCAUAUGUGAGAGAUCGGGUGGUGGAGGACUACUUUUGGAUAAUCUCGGUGUACUUCGAACCACAGUACUCUCAAGCUAGAAUUAUAAUGGCCAAAAUGUUAAGUCUAUUCUCCAUAAUUGAUGACACUUAUGAUGCGUAUGGUACAUUAGAGGAGCUCAAACUAUUCACUGAUGCUAUUCAAAGGUGGGAUGCAGGAGCCAUGGACCAGAUGCCAGAGUUCAUAAAAGUGUGUUUCCAAGCGCUUCUAGAAACUGUAAUGGAAAUAGAAGGUUUGCUAACUCAACAAGAAAGAUCCUACCGAAUUCCAUACUUGAAAGAAGUGGUAAAAGAAUUGGCAGGAGCCUACCUUGUUGAGGUCCAAUGGUUCAAUGGUGGAUGCAUGCCCACAUUAAAGGAGUAUUUGCGCAUUGCACUGCUUUCCAGCGGCUAUCCUGCACUCACGUUAAUUUCUUUCAUAGGUAUGGGAGAAAUAGCCACAAAGGAGGCCUUUGAGUGGGCCAGGAAUGAACCAAAACUCAUCAGGGCCAUCUCUUUCAUUGGCCGAAUUAUUAAUGACAUACGCUCAGGCAAGUUCGAGCAAGAGAGAGGGCAUGUCGCUUCAGCUGUGCAAUGCUACAUGAAUGAGAAUGGUGCAUCAGAGCAGGAAGCUUGUGACAAGUUCGGUGAAAUGCUCGCAAUGGCUUGGAAAGACAUCAACCAAGAAUGCCUUAGGCCAACCCCGAUCCCGAUGCCUCUCGUUGCACGAGUCAUCAAUCUGACACAGGUGAUAGAAUCCUUAUAUGUGCAUGAAGAUGGAUACACUGAUUCUAGAGGGGAAACAAAAGUCAAAAUCACUGCAGUACUCGUAAAUUCCAUCCCUGUCUAAGAAAUGGAUUAUGUUGUUAUCUUAUAUUUUCAGAGACGGUAUCUUAUCAUGUAUGAGUGAGAGAAUGUGAUGUGCAUGGUAUUGUGUGCUUAACUAAUUAAAAUAAUCUCUCUCUAUAGAUAUCUACAUUUAUGUA
This is a messenger RNA of Magnolia sinica, 1876 nucleotides long. RefSeq names its product probable terpene synthase 2. Gene Ontology annotation, biological process: diterpenoid biosynthetic process. The record is from RefSeq and is a predicted model, not a curated record. Lineage: Eukaryota; Viridiplantae; Streptophyta; Magnoliopsida; Magnoliales; Magnoliaceae. The transcript has 7 exons. Bases 64 to 1740 code for a protein of 558 amino acids. Gene Ontology annotation, molecular function: terpene synthase activity; magnesium ion binding.